Molecule: messenger RNA, 525 nt
Organism: Annulohypoxylon maeteangense
Lineage: Eukaryota; Fungi; Ascomycota; Sordariomycetes; Xylariales; Hypoxylaceae
Exons: 1
Coding region: 1-525 (174 amino acids)
Source: RefSeq, a predicted model, not a curated record
AUGGAGAUUAUUCAACCUCAAAGCCCUCCUACGGACAACAGAAUUUCUAUAAAUUUGACGGAUCCUCGAAAAGAUUCUAUGACUAUCAUUCAAAAACACAGCAAGAGAAAUAACCAACGCUUAUACCAAGGUAACUAUUCAACUAUUCUACAACUUACAAAUUUCGUGAAGAACUCAGUCAAAAUGGUUCCCUCAAAGAUCUACUCCCCCAUCAACAUCUUCUGUAUCUUCGUCAUCCUCUUCAUCUCAGUUUGCAUGAGCCACCCGACGAAUUGCACUGAAAUCCAUAACCACACUAGUGCUGCUACCAUCGAUAGCCCCUUAGGUGGUCCUAAAAACCACUCUAUUGGCUUCAUCGGCCAGCAGCGUAACAUGACCGCCCACGCCUUUCCGGAAAUGCAGGACAGCCAUUACAAACAUGGAGAGCCCUGCAUGAGUGAAGGUGCCAGGCCUGACUCGAUUGUGUCGAAGGGCUUCCUUGCUACAUUUAUUGCUAUCAUCCUAGGCGUGGCAUUGUCUAUGUAA